AGAAAUGUCAAUGUCAUUUCGAAAAUAACAGUCGACUUUAACCUUUUAAAUUCAUGUAGUGUAAUUGUCUUUGUUAUAAUGAUUUUCAAAACUUAUUGUACGUUAUGUGCCUGAAUCUUCGUACUAAAAAUAAAAUAGUAAAAAAUAUCAGUCGAAACAAUCCAAUGAUUUCAGUUUCCUAAAAAAAUUAAAGUGAAAAUGAAGGAGCUUUUUGCCACUUAUUUUGAGAGUUUAGCAAAUUCUGUUGGCUUGACAACACCAGCAUUGACAUUAUUUUUAUCUUUAUUAGCAGGUUAUCCAUUGGCAUUGAUUCAUCGUCAUUAUAUUUAUGGGAAGGAUGCUAAGCUGCAACAUCUGUAUUUUAUUUUGACUGGCCUUAUGCUAGGAUACUUAAAUUAUGGAAUUAAAAUAGCACAUAAUGUUUUUACUGUGAUAUUUGUGUACCUUACUUUUAUUAUUCUGCCUGGUUCACUUAUCAGCUUAGCAAUAGCUUUUGUGUUUACAAUGUCUUAUUUACUGAUAGGUUAUUUUUAUACAAGUACAAAUCAAUAUGAUAUCACUUGGACAAUGCCCCACUGUAUUUUAACUCUGCGUUUAAUAGGCACUGCAUUUGAUUUGUAUGAUGGUAGACAGCCAACAGAAAAAAUGUCUGGAGAUACCAAGGAGACGGCGCUUGUUGUCAAGCCUACGUUUUUAGAGCUUAUGGGUCACUGCUUCUUUCCAAGUAGUUUUCUUAUUGGACCUCAGUUUCCAAUGAAGAGAUACUUAAACUUUGUUUCGGGGAAGUUCAGCUCAAACUGGAACGGAAGCAAACCUCAGCCAUUGGAUUGCAUACAUCCGGCAAUGAAAAGAUUCUUUCUAGGGGUGGUUUAUUGUAUCGUAUUCCACAUUUUGCAAAUAUUCGUUUCGAACGAAUAUCUGUUAUCAGCGGAGUUUACAGAAUUGUCGAUUUUCCGGCGUUUGUGGCUGUUGGGUGUUUGGGGCCGAUAUACCCUUUAUAAAUACAUUACGUGCUGGCUUUUCGCAGAGGGAGCUUGCAUUCUGUUCGGGGUAGCGUACAAUGGUUUAGAUGGCGAGGGAAAGCCCCGAUGGGAUGGUUGUGAGAAUGUCAAGUUAUCAGUUUUUGAAAAUGCAACCGAAUUUGGCCACUACAUACAUUCGUUUAACACCAACACGAACAACUGGGUCGCGAAAUACGUGUACAAAAGAUUGAAGUUCUUAGGGAAUAGAUACAUUAGUCAAGGGGCUGUUCUGUUUUUUUUGGCCGUUUGGCACGGCCUGCACAGCGGCUACUAUGUUUGCUUCUUGAUGGAAUUUAUCGUCAUGUACAUGGAGAAAGACGUAAGUAAUUUUUUUAAGGGAAAAAAUUAGAUCUUUAAAUGGUGU
Messenger RNA from Agrilus planipennis (emerald ash borer), 1386 nucleotides. It is a transcript of the gene nes, whose product is annotated as lysophospholipid acyltransferase 5. The coding region runs from base 199 to 1371 and encodes 390 amino acids. NCBI's taxonomy places the organism in Eukaryota, Metazoa, Arthropoda, Insecta, Coleoptera, Buprestidae. The transcript is spliced from 6 exons. The record is from RefSeq and is a predicted model, not a curated record. Gene Ontology annotation, cellular component: membrane. Gene Ontology annotation, biological process: lipid modification; phosphatidylcholine biosynthetic process. Gene Ontology annotation, molecular function: lysophospholipid acyltransferase activity; 1-acylglycerophosphocholine O-acyltransferase activity.